UCCGGAUACACUACGUUGUAUGAAGACACUUAAAGAUUUUAAGAUUGCGGUUAGAUCUAUUGUAAAUUUACAUAUGUAAACCAGUCUUAGCUGUUAUGUAUUUAUAUCUUGUAAUUUUUUAAUUUCAAUUUUCUUUCGUUUAAAGUUAUUUUUCUCGGUAAAUUAGCAUAAUCUUGCUAUAGGCCUAAUCAGCCUCAUCAACCCGAGUUGAAAUAAAGUUAUCUAUCUAUCUAUCCAUCUGCGAUCACAAAGUACCCAAAUUAUUCCUGAAAAUAACUUAUCAACCAUAAAAACGAUAAUUUAAAUCAUAUUACGGAAUUAUGCGGGAAGAGAAACAUAUUUUAGAUAAAAUUGCGGCCCUGUGUUCGGUUCAGUGAUUUUCGAUACAACAGAGACAACAGUGGCCACAUGUACACCUCCUGAACCAUUUAUUGACUCGCUCCAGGCUCUACGCAGAUACAGUCUUCGUGACUUCGGACAACUUCGACUUCGUUGCUCUUUUGCCUGUAAAUAUGGCUGCGAUUGCUUUUGCUUUACAUGUUUGUCCAGGACAUCUAAGUACAGCACGUUAGUUAUCAAGCCCUCUUUGGAGUUCUUAGCUCAUCUAAGAAUCUAAAAGGAUUGUAACAAAGCUUACUCUGUAAACAUUCUUCACCAUUAUGGGGAAAAGCCGGUUGUAGAUAGCUACAACCUGCUACAACAAAUAGCCCUCCACUGUGUCGUGAAAUAAGAUUAAGCUGCAGCUUCAGAGAAAAUAUGGCUAAAAGCGGCGUUGAACUGGAACUUAAAGGAGUCCUGGAAGAUUCUGCAGCCGUCGGAGGUAAAAAUCUUGGCUCCCCGAAGACGCAUCGUCCGGAUUACGAAUCUUUGAAAGAAGUCAAUGAUAACAAUGAAAAUGAUGGAGAAACCUUCACAUUGUCUGAAGCAGUGGAAGCAAUUGGGAUGGGAAAAUUCCAGAUCCUACUCAUUCUAAUGGCUGGUUUUGUUAAUGUAAGUAUGGGUUUGAAGCUGGUAACCGUGAAGACUGUCUUUGUUGGUAUGGCAGUUGGCUGUCCAAUCUGGGGCUGGCUCUCAGACAAUUUAGGCCGCAAAAGUAUGAUUUUUAUAAGUGCAAGUUGGCUGGCUUAUUUUGGUUUCAUUAGUUCGUUUUCACCUCAUUAUCUCUGGAUUGUUGCCUUACGAUGCUUGGUGGGCUUUGGAAUUGGUGGUGUACCAACUAUGUACACUCUACUGAUUGAAUUUCUACCCAUCAAUAUGAGGUCGUACAUCAUUUUGUGUCUUGCUUUUUUCUGGGCACUUGGAUCAACAUUUAUGGUCGUUGUGUCACUUCUCAUCAUGCCGACACUUGGCUGGAGAUGGUUGCUUGCAUUUGCCACGCUUCCUGUUGUUAUAUUUAUCAUUUUAUGCAAGUGGCUACCAGAAUCUCCUCGGUACCUGCUUGCUGCUGGUGAAAAAGAGAAGGGCAUGGAAGUGUUGCAACGCAUGGCAAAGAUUAAUGGCUCUAAACUUCCUCCAGGAACUCUUAGAGUUGAGACAGAAAGUGCACGACAAGGAAAAAUCCAAGUUCUUUUCAAUCAAGAGUAUAGAUUAACAACCCUUCUUCUAUGGCUAAUUUUUUUUUCUGUUGGAGUUUUGUACUAUGGUGUUGUGUUGAUGACAACUCAAGUUUUUCAGCAAAUCCGCCCAGGAGAGAGUUUGUGCAGUGCAGAGAGUCUAUCCACGUCUGUUACUGAAUGUGGCUGCAAACUCUUAACUGUGAAUGACUAUAUCAGUCUUUUGUGGACAACAGCUGCUGAGUUUCCUGGAAUAUUGUUCACAAUGCUUUUUAUGGAGAGACUUGGUAGGAAACGAACUCUAGCUGGAGAGUUUUUCCUAGUUGCUGCAAGUCUGGCAUUGAUGUAUAUUUGCACUGGAAGGACUCUUUUAUUACUGUUUAUAUUCAUGGUGCGUGGCCUUUCAUUAGGUGUAUUCCAGGGUUUCUUUGUGUAUGCCCCAGAGGUUUACCCCACGAUCGUUCGAUCAAUAGGCUUUGGUUGUUGCAAUACCUGGACCCGUAUUGGAGCAAUGGUAACACCUUACGUGGCUCAGGUAUUGCUCAGAGUCUCAUGGAACUUGUCUCUUGGUGUUUAUAUAUCUUUAAGUCUGAUGGCUUUAGUUGCCACGCUCUUACUUCCUUAUGAGACUAAGGGACGCGCCAUGCAGGAAAUGUGAAGAAAAAGAACAAAGAAUUGCAAUUUAUUUAAACGUCUUUACUUUAAAAAGUUAUUUAAUUUGUAGUAAUAUAAAUCUUAUGAAAGAGUAUGUCGUAGCAAGGCACUUAAAUAUUAGUUAUUAAAUUCUCGAGACGUUCGACAGGGAUUAACAAUAUUUCGGGUGCUGUUGAAAAAAUGAUCUAAGCUAUUUUUUUUAGCGAAGCGAGCGGGGGGAAAAUGAACCACAGCGUUUUGCACAAACCAACAAAAGACUGAAUGAAAAGAAGAAGUAACGAUUAAAUAUGACGAAUUCAGGAUGGAAGGAAGGAAUUUGAAUGUAUAACUGUUUUAUCCGAUUGAAACUUUUUAAUCAUGGAUGUCAACACAUAAAUUCUCCUUACCAGUCCUGUUUAUUUGUAGGAUGUAUAACACUAUCCACCGUAUAGCGUAUUUUUGGUUUGUUAUCACUAUUCCACUAGAUAGGAACCUCGUUUCCAGGGCUUUUCCCUUACCAAUUUCUUACGGAAAAGCCCUGGGAACAAGGUCGGCAAGAUAGUGAUUUAUCUGGCGAGUAGUGUUAUCCACGCCUUGAACAAACGGGUCCAGGUCCCCACAUAUUUCUCAAGAGAUACUAACUGGGACAAUUUAACGAUUCAUACAUUAUACCAUGUUUCAGUUGGUGCUGAAUUGUUUAAGACGGGUUUUUAAAGUCAGAGUGGACUGUAAACUCUGCAUUUCUAGAGGUUGUAUUUUCAGAGGAUUUUUACAUGGAAUUCUGCUUCUCAAUAUAUUUGUAGCGAUUUAUAUAUGCCUACUAUAGAAAUGGUGUUACUAUAUUUGGUAAGGAAAGUUUUGUUAAUAAAGGAACACAAGCUGAUUA
This is a messenger RNA of Orbicella faveolata, 3072 nucleotides long. Its product is annotated as synaptic vesicle 2-related protein-like. The record is from RefSeq and is a predicted model, not a curated record. Gene Ontology annotation, biological process: transmembrane transport. Gene Ontology annotation, cellular component: membrane. Lineage: Eukaryota; Metazoa; Cnidaria; Anthozoa; Scleractinia; Merulinidae. Gene Ontology annotation, molecular function: transmembrane transporter activity.